AACUUUUAUUUUACGCUUGCGUCUUUUCUUAAAAAACAAUGUUAAAUGAAUAAAAAAAAACAAUCAAAAUAAUUAAUUAACUUUUAUUUUACGCUUACACUUUUUCUAAUGAAAAAAAAAAUCAAAUUCGGGCUUUUAUUGAGUGCGAACAAGUCCACCGGUGCCACCUUUGUAAGACCGUCGUCGUCGUCAUCAGCUGCUGCCGGCGUGAAGUGUGUUUCUCGUCUCACACCACCAAACCCCAUCCAGUACGUCGGCGUCUCUUACUAAAUCACUGCAGAAAAAGCCCGAGUUAGUCUUCAUCCCGUAAACAGUCCUUUUCGCUUGGAACCCUAAGCCCUAAAUCGCCACCCGCCCGCUUUGAGCUCCAGUCACCGCCACGCCGCUGCUUCGCCGGCGACCGGCGACCCCGAAAACCUCCGGCCAUCUUCUGUGAGAAAGUACAAGUAAUCAAGAUUGGAGGUGCAGAGGGCGAACGAGAACAUGUGGUUGCGAUUAUUAUGGGCGGUGGGUGCUUGGGCACAUGAAUUUCUCUACUUACGAGCUGAGCAGCAGCUCCAUCUGUAAGCGAUUUCCAGACGUGAAAGAGAGAGAUGGAGAAUGGAGAAGGCAACUUAGAGAGCGAAUUUGCAGCAUUGAAGGUGACCGACUCUUACAAUGCCAAUGGCAGCGAUGGAUUGUUUCAGGUUAUGAAAGCUGUUGAAGCUGCUGAGGCAACCAUCAAACAGCAGGUAGAAGAGAACAAUCGAUUGAGAUCCGAAAUUCUGAAAAAAGAUGAGGAACUUGAAAAAUAUAAAUCAGGUGAUGUCAAAUAUCAAACAUCUCAGUAUGCUGAUAGAUGGGGUGGCCAUGAGCUGUGUCGAACUGAUCAAGUAAUUUUAAAGAUGGGAAAUCAAAUAGGUAAUGAGGGAACUGUGGGAAUCACUUCUGAACAUGAUUCGCCAAAUUCCCAUACACUUGAAUCAGAUGUGAUCCGAAGUAAUAAGAAUCAUGCAAUGGAAACUCGUAUAGAAAACCAAACUGAUGGCAAUGCAUUCAAUGGAUCAUUGAGCUCGACUCUUGGAGCAUCAGAUAAUUCUGGAGUCUCACAGAUUCCGUCACCAUCUAUCACAUUGUUUACGCCUACAAGGUACCCGCAGCAAAGCAAUUUGGAUUCGGAGUUUGGAUAUUCGGGGAAGGAUUUGAUUUCAAUGGCUGACAGUGGUUCGAAGCAGGAUAUUGUUGCAAGGAUUCGAGACCAUGAAGAGGAGAUUCAACAGUUGAAAAGGCAUCUUGCUGAAUACUCAAUAAAGGAAGCUCAAAUCAGCAAUGAGAAAUAUGCCCUCGAGAAACGAAUAUCAUACAUGCGUCUGCAACAACAAGAUCUCAUUCUUGCUGCUUCAAAAGCAGUUUCCUACAGACAAGACAUAAUGGAGGAGAAUGUCCGUCUAAAGUAUGCAUUACAGGCUGCUCAACAAGAAAGAACAACAUACGUAAGUUCUUUAAUGCCCCUUCUUACGGAGUAUUCUCUCCAGCCGCUUGCUGCCGAUGCACAAUCCAUUGUCAGUAAUGUUAAGGAGCAGCUUCUUGUGACUGAGGGAAAACUCAAAGAAUCACAGUACCAGCUAGCACCCUGGCGUUCUGAUGCGAAUCUCUCCAACUUUCCUCAGUCUCCAAUCUAUCCUAUUGAGAUCAAAGAUGGGCUGGAACUGGUUUCACAACCGACAUAUUCUGAUGGAAAUAUGCCAUCUUUGGAUCCCCAGACAGCAAUGGCUGGAGAUAUGGUGGGUCUUCCACAAAGUGGAUUGGAAAAUUUGAAGAAUUCGGAACACGGCGAAUUGGGGAGGCAUCCACCUUUUGCAAGCAGUCAAAGUCCAUCAGAGCUUUCAUUCAACCAGACUGAUCCACAUCAUGUUCGGAAUAACGAAGGUGCAGUCGGUAAAAAAGUCACAUUCGGUGACUUUGUUAAGAAUACUGAGAUUGAUGAACCUGACAACAGAGGACCCAUGAAUGAUACAGAACCUUCUGUUAACUGGAAUUCCAAAGCAUCAGCAACGACGACUGUUGAUGAUCCCGAGUCCUCAUUUUCUCCUCUUCUACCACCAGUUCUUGAGGAACCCUCGUCUUCCUUCUCUGAGGCUGCAGAGGAUGAUCCACUACCAGGAAUUGAGGGUCUCCAAAUUUCAGGGGAAGCAUUUCCUGGAGCGAAGCAGCCAAAUUAUCUUGUAACUGCAGAUGAUGUUGAUACAUACCUUGCCAUUGAAGUACAGCCGCUUGAUGAUAGGAAGCGUAAGGGUGAACUUGUGAAAGUCUUCGCCAAUGAGCAUAGAAAAAUUACUUGCGAUCCGGUAAUGCAUAAAUGCAUAGAGAAGACUCUUUACACUGGUCAUGUUUCUUUCAAGCUCUCUCUUUCGGUCUCUAUUCCAUACGGAAGUCCUGAUGAAUUCUCAAUAGUUGAUUCUCUGGGUACUGAACGCAUUUUGAGAGUGGACAGUAGCUUGACGGAUAUAAGUGGGCCGGUGAAAAGAAGAGGAAGAAGAGAAGCUUGUUCUUUAACAAGUGAGCAGCCGAUUCUCGGCAUGCCCACUUCUUCUUCGACUUUGACCUCUAUGAUCUUUUGAUUUUGACCGCACGUUAUUAUGUACUUUGCCGUGGCAGUAACUUCCUAGAUUUUCAUAUGGAUUAUCAGUAGCAGUUAGGUAUUUAUUGCCUUGUAUAGAAUUCAGUUUUUGAUUUUAUACAGUGGAUUUGCUCCUUGUGUUUUGGCAUAAAAUUCUCCCUUUAAUGCAUGAAAAUAUGGGUUCAGUACAGCACACAUCCAAUGGAGAACAUAUAUCCAAAGAUUCUUACUUUUAAAAUAUUUAUUUAUGGCAAAAUGCA
This is a messenger RNA of Striga asiatica, 2859 nucleotides long. The record is from the annotation of a GenBank genome assembly. Lineage: Eukaryota; Viridiplantae; Streptophyta; Magnoliopsida; Lamiales; Orobanchaceae.